Solenopsis invicta (red fire ant) is the source of this 3023-nucleotide messenger RNA. It is a transcript of the gene gb, whose product is annotated as Y+L amino acid transporter 2. The coding region runs from base 438 to 1940 and encodes 500 amino acids. Gene Ontology annotation, cellular component: membrane. The record is from RefSeq and is a predicted model, not a curated record. Gene Ontology annotation, molecular function: L-amino acid transmembrane transporter activity. Gene Ontology annotation, biological process: amino acid transmembrane transport. Lineage: Eukaryota; Metazoa; Arthropoda; Insecta; Hymenoptera; Formicidae. The transcript has 11 exons.
GAACUGCACACACCAUGUUAUCCUUCCACCAUGACUGAACCUACAACGGCUACACAACUUCUAUAAGCAAGCAAGCAUAAGCAAUUGCACGUGUUUCAAAAGAUUAUCGUUGCAUCACUAACGACUUAUAAAAGUAAAUGAGAACAAACGUAAUUAAUAUAAUAGCAAGAAAUAUAGUAAUUUGAUUUUUAACUAUACAAAUAGCAAGUAAAAGAAGGAAACAUGUAUAGAUAUUGGAUUAUGCAAGAUUAUAUUUAUAGAUAGUACAGUUAAUAUGUACAUACAAGAAAUAUUGUCUAUAUCAAGCUUUUAUAAAACAUGAUCAUUUUUAUCUACUGAUUCACAUAUAGUCAUAUAUUAAAAUUAAAAAUAGAAAAUCUUAAAUUAAUAUCUUAAUAAAAAGAUCAGUAUCUUUUGUAAAGACAUUUUAUUACAAAAUGGUUAAACAAGUAUCAGAUGAAUCUGCAAAAGAGAUAAAUCUCAUAAAUUCAGAUGACGAGGGAUUCAUUCGCUCUGAUAAUCAGCAAAAAUCAAUUAACAAGGUACAAAUGAAAAAGCAAUUAGGUCUUCUGGAAGGAGUAGCCAUUAUAUUGGGAAUUAUAUUUGGCUCAGGCAUUUUUAUCUCACCAAAGGGAGUAAUACAGGAAGUAGGUAGUGUAGGAUUAUCUCUGAUCAUAUGGGUGCUGUGUGGUCUGCUCUCCAUGGUAGGUGCCUUGUGUUAUGCAGAGUUGGGUACUAGCAUACCACGUAGUGGAGGAGAUUAUGCCUAUAUCCACGAAGCUUUUGGUACAUUACCUUCAUUUUUGUACUUAUGGGCUGCUAACUUAAUUUUUGUACCUACAACAAAUGCUAUCAUGGGAUUAACAUUUGCUCAGUACGUCGUACAACCAUUUUUUCCUAAUUGCGAUACACCGGAUAAUGGUGUGCGAUUAAUCGCUGCGCUAAGUAUAUGUUUACUUACUUUCAUUAAUUGUUAUGAUGUGAAAGAGACGUCAAAGAUGCAAAAUGUAUUCAUGUUUGCUAAAAUAGGAGCACUAGUGAUUAUUAUUGUAGCUGGAUUAGCCUGGCUUUGCAUAGGACAUACGGAAAAUUUUGAGAACAUUUUUGAAAACACGAAUACCGACCCUGGUAAAAUCGCUGUAGCUUUUUACUCUGGCAUAUUUUCUUAUUCAGGAUGGAAUUACUUGAAUUUUAUGACGGAAGAACUAAAGAAUCCUUAUGUGAAUUUGCCACGUGCAAUUUAUAUAUCACUGCCGCUAGUAACUUUAAUAUAUGUUAUGGCAAAUGUUGCGUAUCUAACCGUUUUAAAUCCGACUGCUAUGAUCGCUUCCAACGCCAUUGCUGUGACAUUUGGCAAUCAACUUCUUGGAUAUAUGGCCUGGAUAAUACCUGUAAUGGUAGCUGUGUCCGCUUUUGGAGGAUUAAGUGUUCAUAUUAUGACAUCAUCUAGAAUGUGCUUUGUCGGCGCCAGGAACGGUCACUUCCCUUGCAUGCUGAGCCAUAUCAACAUGUCCAGACUUACACCUACACCUGCUUUAAUAUUUCUGUGUAUUCUAUCCCUUAUAAUGUUAUGCACGAGUGAUAUAUUUGUAUUGAUUACAUACUGCAGCAUAGUAGAAUCAUUCUUCAUCAUGAUCUCUGUAGCUGGAAUUUUAUGGCUACGUUAUAAAAGACCCAAUAUGGAACGCCCAAUCAAGGUACCAUUAUGGAUACCUAUAUUGUUCGUAGCGUUAUGCGCUUUUCUGGUUAUUGUACCAUGCUACGAAAGACCGUACGAAGUUGGUAUGGGCAUUUUGAUUACUAUGUCUGGCAUACCCGCAUAUUUUCUUGGUGUUGCUUGGAAGAACAAACCAUUGUGGUUCCAGAAAAUUAACAUCAAAGCUACUUACGCUGUACAAAAAUUAUUUCUGUCUGCAAGGGAAGAACUCGAAAUCGAUUAAGUAGACAAUUCUACAAAUUCGAUCGACUGUAUGACGUCACACAUGUACCAAAAAAAAAAUUUUGAGAUUUGAGAAUUGAUCUUACAUAUACAUAUAUUAAAAUUGAAAAAAUAUUGAAACUCCAAAAAAAAUAUUUUUAAAAAAUUAAAGAAUAAUAGGUAACUAUAACAUUUGAAAAAUAUUAAUAUCUAAAGACAAAAAAUGAAAACAAAUGAAUAAUUAUAAAAGUAAAAAGAAUGAAGGAAAAGAAAGAAAUUAAAUCGUGAUCUGUAUUGUAAAUAAGAUAGAUCUGAGAAUUGCAUUUUAUAAUUAUUAAUAUUGCCAAAGGAGUGUCUUACGUUUUUUGUGUUUUCAGUAUUAUUAUUCUCUUUAUUAGCAUACUCAUUCUGUGCCGCGUAAAUCAUCCAUGAUUCAUGUUGGACUUCUUGUUUAAACCGUUUGAUAUUUUAAUUAUAAAAAGAAUCGUAAUUAUAAAGUAAUUUCUGACACUAUGCGUGAAUACAUAAUUAAGAUGUAUACAUAACAGUAUUGAUAUGUUAGGCUUUCUUUAUAAUUUUAGUAUUUUUAAGUACAUUAUUAUGAAAUACAUUUUACCUAACAAAAAUAAUAAAAUAUAUACAAAAAUCUGCGUAUCUGCCUGUAACUUACGUGGCAGGCUAGAUAAGUUACCUAAAAUUGGCGCGAUACGGAAUGAGUAUGUGUGUUAAUUAUAUUGAUUAAUUUUUAAUGCUAUUGUAUAUUAAGUAUUUAUAUUAUAAAAUAUUUAUGUAUGAGGAGAAAGUUUUUCGUAAACAUCUAUUGCAAAAACUGUAUUUUGAUAAUGUCAGUAUAUUGCAAUAAAAAAAAAAUUAUAUAUAUAUAUAUAUAUAUAUAUAUAUAUAUAUAUAUAUAUAUAUAUACAUACACACACAUACCUAUAUUGUUGCUGAUUUUUUAAUGAAGGCUAUAGUUCCAUUUUUACAAAUAAAUACAAUAUAAAUAUUAUAAUUAUUGAUAGCUGAUGAAGGUAAAGUAAGACCGAAACGUUCCGUCUUACAGUAUUGUUAUUAAUACUACAAUAAAUUUAUAUUUUAUAAAUAAUAA